UGGAGCUUGAAGUCAGUCUUGGGUCGGGUCGGGACCUCUACAUAGUUUGGACCAGGCUCCGCUUGAACCAAAAAGACCGGCCUCAUGCUCUUUCAAUUGGUUUUUCUUUUCUUACAUUCUCCUCUCUUCCUGUCGACGACCAGAAAUAUAUCCUACUAAAGGAAAUCGUCUGAGGCCUGGUUUUUGUCAUAAAUGUCGAAAAGCCAAGUUCGAAAAGAUGAGCCAGGGGAACCAGACGAUAAUACCCAGUGGAUUGCUAUAGAACCACAGCGGACAGAUGCUCCCCAUCCCCCUCUGGCAUCUCCCAAUCCACCAUCCUUUGACGAAUCACAAUUUGAUGUUAUUCUUCGCCGCCAACGCGUCAGACCGCCCCUCGGACCUUCUCGCAAAUCAACCACCAUUCCUUCGCGUUUCCUGAAUCUCUCCAAUGAAUUCGAGUUUGCUGGAUGGGGAUCAUUCAUCAAUCUCCGGUUAGAAGCCUCUGAUUACGAGGCGGGAGAGGCUCGAAUCAAGAUGAACGACGGGAUGAAAAUUCUUGGCCAAUUCACUGCUAGUGCACUUGCUGGAAAUGCCGUCCUUGGAAGCGUGUUCUACGCCCUUCCUGCGGUUGUGGGAGUUGCUAGUGUUUACUCUCCGAUUUCCUUAUUUAUCGCCACAUUGACCCUCUUCGUCUGGCGUCCCAUAAUGGAAGAACUUGGGUCAGCAUUCCCUAUAUGCGGCGCUCCCUAUUCCUACCUUUUAAACAUAUCUAACAAGAGUCUAGCUCUCCUUGGUGCCGCCCUCUUGUUCCUCGAUUUCGCAUCCACAUCUGUUGUCUCAGCAGCCACGGCCACCUCCUAUCUCGCUGGGGAAGUUGCGUUACCUUUUCCGGAGUUCGUUGGGACUAUUAUCGUCCUAUUGAUAUUUACAGUGGUCAGCUUGUCUGGGAUGAAGGAAAGCGCUAGAGUCGCACUCUGCGUGCUUACUCUGCACAUGGUCACCAUGACUAUCCUAAUCAUUGCUGGCGCUGUACAUUGGGCGAACAUCGGGAAUGGCCAAAUCAUAGAGAAUUGGCAUAAUGGAAAAGCUUCGUCGGCUUCCGAAGUUGCAAAGCAGAUUUUCAAUGGAUUCUGUCUCGGAAUGUUGGGACUCACUGGGUUUGAAUGCAUACCUGCCUACAUAGCGCGAAUCAAGCCAGGCCGUUUGCCCCUUGUCCUUCGCAAUCUACACUAUCCUGCUAUUGCGCUAAAUUGCGUAUUGAUGACUCUGGUUUUAGCUAUCGUCCCACUAGAGUCUAUUCUGCAAGGUGACAACAUAUUGAGUCUGCUCGCCGAAAAGACCAUUGGAAAAGGAAUGCGGUCGUUCAUUGUUGUGAAUGCUAUCAUUGUGCUCUGCGGAGGAGUACUUACAGGUAUCCUCAGCGCCUGUGAACUUCUGGAACAGCUCACUCUCGAUCGCAUGAUUCCUAAAAGUUUCUCCCGAACCAUGCCUGUGACAAAUUCUCCCUACAUUUCAGUCAUUUCCUUCAUUGCUUUCAGUGCAGCCAUUUAUGCCAGCACAGGGGCUCAGUUGAGCAUUGUUUCAAAAAUGUUCUCCCUCGUAUGGCUGGUUGUCAUGUCCUUAUUUCCUCUUGCCCUUCUCUUGCUCAAAUUCAAUAGAGGUCGUCUCCUGAGAACACCUAACACUCCAUUUUGGGUGGUUUUACUUGCUUUAACGUUGGUUCCUGUUGUUUUUGCUGGCAACGUUGUUGUGGACCCCACAACCGCGGGAUAUUUUGCAGUGUAUCUAAUCGCUAUCGUUUUCUUCUUCUCCGCCACACAAAACAAAACCCGCAUCUUGAAAUGGUCUUAUGGUAUUUACGAUCAAUUUCCAUCAUUGCAUAGAUGGUCUUUGACCAAGUCUUACGGAGAGAGGAUCAUCAAUCUUAUGAGGACUCUCAAACGUCAGCCAGUGGGCAUCCUGGUCAAAACAGACGAAAUAAAUAACCUGUUUCAUAUGAUACUGUAUGUGCGCGACAAUGAAGAAACAGCAUGCGUCAAAAUUGUCCAUUUUGUCGAUGAGGAAUUUGGAGUACCUUCAGAACUAGAAGCAAAUGCCCGAAUCUUGGAUGAGGCCUUUCCCGAAAUAACGAUAGAUCUCAUAAUAGUGACUGGAUGUUUCAACCCUAUCAACGUUGCAGCACUGGCUCACCGUCUUAAUAUACCACCUUCUUUGAUGUUCAUGAGCUGCCCGGGGCCUACAUUCAAAUAUAGGGUGGCCGACUUGGGAACAAGGAUAAUAACAUUGUAGAAAUAUAACUGAAUGAGCGAAAUAUGGCUAAAUGCAGAGAUAUAUGACUGGACGGGUGCUGAACACUACAAUCACUGAAAAACCCCUAAAACAUGUACUGUUAGCAUGCAUUCAGGCAGAUGUAUGGGCCGAUACUGUACAUACUGUACAUAUACAAGCAGAUGGAGAUUGACUAGGACUGUUGA
This is a messenger RNA of Lentinula edodes (shiitake mushroom), 2453 nucleotides long. RefSeq names its product AAAP amino acid permease. Gene Ontology annotation, cellular component: plasma membrane. The coding region runs from base 193 to 2268 and encodes 691 amino acids. The transcript has 13 exons. Gene Ontology annotation, biological process: amino acid transport; transmembrane transport. Gene Ontology annotation, molecular function: amino acid transmembrane transporter activity. NCBI's taxonomy places the organism in Eukaryota, Fungi, Basidiomycota, Agaricomycetes, Agaricales, Omphalotaceae. The record is from RefSeq and is a predicted model, not a curated record.